Messenger RNA from Bursaphelenchus xylophilus (pine wood nematode), 4351 nucleotides. The record is from the annotation of a GenBank genome assembly. NCBI's taxonomy places the organism in Eukaryota, Metazoa, Nematoda, Chromadorea, Rhabditida, Aphelenchoididae.
AUGUUUAGUUCAGCAAAAGGUCGUAUUCCGGUAUUAGAUGACACAGAUACGCCAUCAACUUCAAAUUCUUAUUCUUCUUUUCUGCUGCUCGAAAGAAACCGACAAGAACAACUUCAGGCGUUGAGCGAGAACGAUCAAAGUGGGGUAAGUUGUCGUCAACAAAACUUACAAGCUUUUUUAGAGCGAUGUUGAAGUUACCGGAGAAGUGAUUAGAACAAAGAAGAAGAAGGAGAAGAAGCGCAAGUCCAAGCACAAAAAGGUAAUAUUUUAAUGAAGAAACAAUUCUAAUGUAAAUUUUAUGUUUAGCAUAAGAGAAGUCGAAGACAUUCAUCGUCCUCUGAUUCUAUAACAUCCUUCGGUUCAAGGCCACAGUCACCAGAAGAGGAAAAAGUAUGUUAUACUCAACUUGUACUCAGUUUGUUCAAUUUUAGGUAGAUAAUUACAAUUUUACACGAAAUGUGAAGAGGUUUGGCUUGAAAGUUCACCCUCGUGCACUUAUUUCUAUUACUCAGUUGAAUUCUGUUAUUGAUGAUUUAUAUCCUGGGCAAUUUUAUGAUCGAGAAAAUCGAUAUUUUAACGCAAAAACCGCAAGAAAAUUGGAAAAGCCGGCCAAAGAGCGUAUAUUCAGGAAGAUCAGGCAUGACCAGUCGGAAACUUUCAUCCCGUUGUCCACCGAACCAGCUGGAGAAGAUGUGGAAAGGGUGCGUUUAUUUUCUUUAUAUAGAACUUUUUGUUUAGGAAUCCAAUCUGGAGAGCUUUUAUACUGGAAUGAAUGCUGAGGAGUUUGAUAUUUUCAUGAAAGGCCAAAGCGUUGGAAUAGAUGGGCUGACGUAUGAUGAACGGAGAAAACUUCUCAAAUCGAAAUUAAAAUAUAAUCCGAGAAACAAGGAACUGUGGGAUGAGUUUCUGGAAUUUGAGGUAUGCGAUUAAAUUCGGCUGAAAAUUUUAUUAUUUUAGGAUAAAGAACUUGAAGAGGCUGCGAGGAGCGCAGGCGUUUCCGUCGACAGUUUAGCUCCUGUUUAUUUUGAAAGAAAAGUGGAGAUUAUUAAAGAUGCCAUUAGAAAUCUACCUGGACAUUUCAAAUUCGAAUUUUUAAUGGAACAAUUAUACGCCAUGUCAAGAAUUAAUGAACUGGAAAGUGAGAAAGUUAAAGAGUUUUACAAUAAGGUAAGAGCUCCCUCCCUUAUCCUAAUUUGUUUUCCUUCAGCUCAAAUCUUCGUAUCCAAAUCAACCGGAAGUCUCCAGAUUUGCAAUUCGAGUCAAUCUGACCGAUCGUUUCCAGCUGAACAGAGUUGUAAGUUCUUUAUAUACCAUAUAAUGAAAUAAUUGUUUAGAUCUCGUUAUACGAUGAGACCAUAGUCAGAAUGAUAGCCAUUAACAACGGGACCUUCGUUUCUCAUUGUGCCCUCCCCAGCACUCCUGGUUAUGUUGUGGAAUUGAUAAGAAAUAGGUGUAGAUUGCUAAUUGAAGCCGGCUAUUUACAUCGAGCUUUGGCCAUGACCCAAGCCGUCAUCGAGUACUAUUGUUUUCCUCCAAAAGAUGUGAAAAAUGCCACAAAUUCUGUUAAGAUAAAAAGGUUUUUGACAUUCUGGGAGAGCGGAGCACCUCGAAUAGGAGAUGACGGGGCUAAAGGUAAGCUCUUUUCUAUUGUUGGUAUUUACUUUUUUUAGGAUGGAUGAAUACCCGAAUCAGUGAGAUCGACUUGAAAGUAUUCAGAGAAGAAGAGAAACAGAAUAUUUUGAUGGAAUAUGAAGAACAAUCAGCGGCUGAGAGGAGUUUAAUCUCACCGGUUUACGGAUCUACCUGGAAUGAGUGUAUCUUUUGGAAUCAAUUAGAGCAGAUAAGGAUAAAUAUUUCAUGGAGACCUCUGAGACAACCUAAAAUGGGCGAGGAUUACGGGGUGGGUAAUUUUCACUUUUUAGUUUUUAUUAUUUUUUUGGCUCGAUUUGAAUUGGCUUUAAAUUCUUUAUUUUCGGCCAAAUGUAAAGAUUCUUUUUUCCUGGAUUCUAAGAGCCUUCCGUUUUGUUUGUUAUAUGAACGCAAUAAUUCCGUCGUCUUCAUAGUGAAAAUCAAAACAUGUCGAAAGUCGCCUGUAUCUCGGGAACGAUCGAAGAUAUGUGGCAAACCGGGCCCAGAAGGCUUACAAUUUUGCGUAGAAUUGGCUGGAAUCAGGAAAUCGAAAAAAUCCCCUCGAGGAGUAAAACCGGAGGGGGAUAUAUUUUAGAAUCCGCAAGCUUGAGGCAAUGCUAAAGCCCCAGAAAAGGUGAAAUUUGCCAAAAAAUAAAGGAAAUUCGAAAAUUUUUGAAAUUUAAUGGCCAAGAAUUUGGUUAAAAAAAUCAUUUUCAAGCGUUCAUAACUCCCUCCCUCUAUAAUGAAAAAUUCAAAAAUGUAAAAACGUGAAAGGGCUUGAACUUGAGCAUCCACAGCCAUAUUAAACGACAGUUCGAGCUUUUUGUUCAACGUUGCAACGCGUUGCAUCCCAUUUUCAGUCAGACAACGACCAAAAAAAGUUAACUAAAAGAAGUUUUAUGCUUGUUGUUAAAUUGUGUAAUAGGUAGUUUCAAACGGAAGAUUCUGAGGAAAAGGAAUCUUAACAGUUGGCCCAAAAAAUAAAGACUUUAUAACCGAUUCAAAUCGCACCUCAAACUGCCCCAACCUGUAUAUUUGUGUAUUAUAGUAUGAAACUCGCUACGUUGGGUUGUCAGACUUCGGCGCCAAUCUGUUGGAUCUUGGGGAGAACGUAAACGUAGAGGAGCUAGUGUUCUCAUUGCUCAGGACAAUCGGGAUCGUGGAUCCUAUGAAAGAAGACGACGGUCAUCAGAAUGUUUUCCGCGUUCUCUGUCCUGAAUACUCGUCUUCGUCAUUAAUUCCGAUCAAAGGAUUUCCUCAGUUUCAAUGUAACCUUCUAAAAUUACUUGUUAACUCGCCAGUCAUAGAUUCCGGAAGAUGUUUGCAAGCUCUGGUCAAGACGGUUACGAUAAAUCUACGGCUUUCUGGAUCUACGCCAUCCGAGAGUCUAAAGGAGAUUAAUUCAUUGCAUAAGAGUCUACCCAAGGGACCUCAAAUCGCAUCUCACCUGGCCUUCUUCUCCAUUCUGGAUAGUCUCGCAACUUUUGCUGGGUUACGAAGUACAUUUACCGGUGUCAAUACAGAUGAUUAUUGUGUAGGCGAGAAGAAGACGGCUCGUCAAAGAGUGGUCACCAGUUAUUUGACCUACCUGAAUCAGAAUCCUUUUAAUUUGCCGGCCAAUGUUCAGCGGCAGAUUGUAUUGGAGGCGGCCUUCCGUUUGUGCCAAAAGUUGCCAUCAAAGCACUCCAGAAAAGGAAAAUUUGUCAUCAAUCGGCUCAGGUUGUUGACAUUCCUGGUUGUGGACAAGAUCAAAAACUUCCUCGAUGUAGUAAGUCAAAGUUAUUCACCGCUAUAUUUAAGAAUGCGUUAAUUUCGGAUGAGGACAUCAAAACGGCCAGGGAUUUCUGGCAAGAUCAAUUCCAAACAUUUUCAACUCUUGAAGAGCCAGUCGGAGACGACGCCAAAUCGAUCAACAGUACGCAGGACAUUGUUUUUGAGCUGUUCUCCGUCUUUAUGUUCGAGUGUACUGGCGUCUCCGCCUUCACUAAUGAUAAUGUUAAUGGAUUUGUAGAAAAAUCUAGGAAUAGAAUUCAGAUUCGUCUUGAUUUUGCAUUUGAACUUGCUGAACAUCACUUAUUUGACUUCAAGGAAUAUUCGAAAUGGGUGGAUGAAGCCUUCGACAGAUAUCCAGAUCAGGUGAACGUCUACAGACAUCUUACGAACGUCUAUUCCGUCAAGAGUUGCCAUGAAUUGAGUUUGAUUAAACUUAACGAAAAAAGUAAGUAGAUCUCCUUGGUAAGGGAUUUUUAUUUUUAGAUGACUUAAAAAGAAAUGCCAGAUUGUUGUGCAGAAUCGCGGCGGUCUACAGACGACUUCAGAAAGCAAAGGAGAACGAUGAUGAAGUAGUUGUGGAUGGUCUGGACACUUGGUUUAGGAAGUUCUUCGAUGAAUCCAUCAGUUUUCUGUCCAAACGCGGUGUUCCCGAUUCCUUUAUGUGGAAGUUCUUCUUGAAUUAUCAACAUGAAAAUAAUAAGACUUUCAAAUUUGAAUCAGUAAGUUGGAGGCAAAUUCAUAUUGUUAUUAUUUUUAGAUGUAUCCAGUUGCAAUGAGAGAUUGUCCAUACUCGAAGAGUCUAAUGAUGGAAGAAUCCAAAAGUCCCUUUGUUCUCGAACGUAUGAUAGAUGACAUCAAAUAUUUUGCUGAUAAUUACGGAUUAUAUAUAAUGACUCUUCCCGAGGAAGCCAGGAUUUUGAGGCAACAAGCCUCUAGACUUGUCAUUUAG